AUGUGCCCCUGCUCUCGCGAUGCUGGAGCAGGCGCCAGCAGAGCAGGGGAGGUUUGUCCCCAGGCCCGGCUUGCGGCGGUGAAGCGAGGCAGGAGCCGAAACGCAAAACACUUUGAACUAAGUUCUUCUCCAUCUGUCACUGGUACGGUGGGUCAAGAUGUGAUACUGCCAUGCCAGAUCUCUCUUGGGAGACAGCCACAGAGUAUGGAGGUCCAGUGGCAAAAAAUUGGAGAUAACCCUGUUAACAUCUACCAGUUCAAAGCUAUGGGUGACUUGGAGACAUUUGGGCAAGGCUACCAGUCCCGGACAGCAAUGGCCAAGGAGGGGCUGGUCAAUGGAAAUGUGUCUUUGAACCUGAAGAAUGUGCAAGUGGCCGAUGAAGGAACCUACAGAUGCAUUGUCAAGUCUACUGGUUGGAGUAGUUUCACCCGAACAGUUCUUCAUGUUACAGGCAUGGGAACGGUGUCAAUUGAGAUUUUGGGACCAGAAGGAGACGGGAUCAAACUGGCUUGCAGAUCUUCGGGAUGGUUCCCCCGUCCUGAAUUACAAUGGCUGAUGGAGGGCCAUCAGAUGAAGGACCAUCCAUUUGAAUUUGAGCAGGAUCGUGAGCAGCUGUUCAGUGUUUUAAGCUUUGUCACAGUCUUGGGAGACACAAGAAAUGUUACCUGUUUGGUCUAUGAGAAAAGCCAUCUGCAGAUGAAACAGAAAUGCACCAUCUUCCUUUCACGUGACAUUUUCCCACAGAUUUCUCCAUGGAACCCUGCAUUCUGGGUGUUGUUUAUGCUGUCUUUUCUGGGUUUUGGAAUUGCAGGAUAUUAUUUAUGUAAAGAAAAGCAGAAAUAUCUCCAGAAGAAAAAUACUGAAGAGACUCAAACACUUACUCUAGAAACUCAGAUGGCAAUCUUGAAAACAGGGGUUGGUUCUGGACCUGCAGGAGAGAGGACGCCACCAUAUCCCCGCCUCGCCACUUCCCUGCCGGAACUCUUUGCUGCCUCAGUCGCCUCAAUUAUUGUCCUACGCAAUUUAUUCCACCCCGGUUUCUCGGACGCCGCAGCCGCCGCUUCCUACUGCUCUUUCUGGAAUUUCUCCUGUCGGGAUAACGCGUUCUUUUCCUCUCCGGGCCGGAGCGCCCGUCUCCCUCUUAACUUCCUUAGUGGGAGUCCCCCCGACUCGGCCUUCCUACACAAAAGCUAA
Sphaerodactylus townsendi is the source of this 1194-nucleotide messenger RNA. Its product is annotated as butyrophilin-like protein 2. The record is from RefSeq and is a predicted model, not a curated record. The coding region runs from base 1 to 1194 and encodes 397 amino acids. NCBI's taxonomy places the organism in Eukaryota, Metazoa, Chordata, Lepidosauria, Squamata, Sphaerodactylidae. The transcript has 7 exons.